Perkinsus marinus ATCC 50983 is the source of this 228-nucleotide messenger RNA. RefSeq lists its product as hypothetical. NCBI's taxonomy places the organism in Eukaryota, Perkinsozoa, Perkinsida, Perkinsidae. Gene Ontology annotation, biological process: protein phosphorylation. Gene Ontology annotation, molecular function: ATP binding; protein kinase activity. The coding region runs from base 1 to 228 and encodes 75 amino acids. The record is from RefSeq and is a predicted model, not a curated record. The transcript is spliced from 2 exons.
AUGACUGCAAAUGAUUUUGGCUUCAGGCUGGGGUACAUCCAUCGGGACGUUAAGCCUUCGAAUUGGCUCGUGAGCUCCACGCCUGACAGUUCGGAAGGUCCACCACCAAAGCUGGAGUGUUUGCUAAUCGACUUUGUCCUAGCCAAGCGAGUCGAUGCUACUCACACUGCAGAGGAGGACAAAACACUUUACGCUGCGGAUGACCAACCGCCCCGUAAGGGUAUUUGA